Metarhizium robertsii ARSEF 23 is the source of this 1017-nucleotide messenger RNA. RefSeq lists its product as uncharacterized. Gene Ontology annotation, molecular function: water channel activity; glycerol channel activity. NCBI's taxonomy places the organism in Eukaryota, Fungi, Ascomycota, Sordariomycetes, Hypocreales, Clavicipitaceae. The transcript has 3 exons. Gene Ontology annotation, cellular component: plasma membrane. Gene Ontology annotation, biological process: water transport; glycerol transmembrane transport. The record is from RefSeq and is a predicted model, not a curated record. Bases 1 to 1017 code for a protein of 338 amino acids.
AUGUCCAUUCUUCCACCGACCCAGGACUCGGUGUCAGAAUCAUCCGUUGGCAAAUCUGUACCCGUCAUCAAGGUCGACAUGGGAGCGUCUGUCAUUCACGAUGAGCCCAUGUCCGGAUCUGACAUGAUCCCCGUCGAGGAGCAGCCUCGAUGGCCCAAGAUUCGGUCCAUUUGGCAGGAUGCGUUUUCCGAAUUCUUUGGAACCAUGAUUCUCCUCUUGUUUGGCGACGGCGUCGUUGCCCAAGUCGUUCUCAGCAACGGCACCAAGGGCAACUACCAGAGUAUUUCAUGGGGCUGGGGCAUCGGCGUCAUGCUUGGUGUAUACGUUGGCGGCAAGUCGGGCGGCCACAUCAACCCGGCCGUGACGCUGGCCAACUGCGUGUAUCGCGGCCACCCGUGGCGGAAAUUCCCAGUCUACGCGCUGGCCCAGCUCCUCGGCGCCAUGGUCGGCGCCGCCAUCGUCUACGGCAACUACCGCUCUGCCAUUGACGCCUUUGAGGGCGGCGCGGGCAUCCGCACCGUCAGCGGCCCCAAUGCCACCGCCGGCGUCUUUUGCACCUACCCUGCCCCCUUCAUGACCCGGACCGGCAUGUUCUUCUCCGAGUUUGUCGCCAGCACGAUUCUCCAGUUUGUCAUCUUUGCCAUGGCCGACAGCAACAACAUUGGAGCCGGGCCCCUGAUGCCCCUGGGCCUCUUCUUCCUCAUCUUUGGCAUUGGCGCUUGCUUCGGCUGGGAGACUGGCUAUGCUAUUAACCUGGCUCGCGACUUUGGUCCCCGUCUGGUCACCUACAUGAUUGGCUAUGGCCCCGAGGUGUUUUCCUUUGGCGGCUACUACUUUUGGAUUCCCAUGGUUGCCCCUUUCCUGGGCUGCCUCGCCGGCGGCGGUCUCUACGACCUCUUCAUCUACACGGGCGAAUCGCCCAUCAACUCCCCCUACCUUGGAUUCAACCGGCUCCUCAAACCCCGCCGCAGCGUGUGGUCAAACACGUACAACAAGUCUCCAGAGUCCAAAGUAUAG